This is a messenger RNA of Microdochium trichocladiopsis, 1095 nucleotides long. RefSeq lists its product as uncharacterized. Bases 1 to 1095 code for a protein of 364 amino acids. Gene Ontology annotation, molecular function: oxidoreductase activity, acting on the CH-OH group of donors, NAD or NADP as acceptor. Lineage: Eukaryota; Fungi; Ascomycota; Sordariomycetes; Xylariales; Microdochiaceae. The record is from RefSeq and is a predicted model, not a curated record. The transcript is spliced from 2 exons.
AUGUCUGGACGCGCUGCCCUCCGCCUCUCCCGAGCUGCGGCUCCCCUCUUCACCACCGCCAGCCCUGCGGCUCGCGCAUUCCCUGCUGCGCAGCGCACUUUCGCCAAGACGGCGUUCCGCGCGAAGAGCGACGUCGUUCGCGAGACUGAGGUUCCCGUCUCCAACUACUCCCCCGAUGCCAAGGGCUCUGGCGCCUCGUCCAGCGACCACUACAGCAUCCCCGUCAACCGCGAGAAGGCCCAGCCCACUCCUUUCCCCUCCCCUGAGGAUGCCGACGUCGUUCCCCUGACCCGCGAGGUCUACGACUCGAUGCCCCCCAUGAUGCAGAAGAUGACCGUCAUGGACAAGGUUGUCAUUGUCACUGGUGGUGCUCGCGGUCUCGGCAACCACAUGGCUCGUGCCUGCGCCGAGGCUGGUGCCAAGGCCCUGGUCAUCUUUGAUGCCAACCAGCAGCUCGGCGACGAGUCCGCUGAGGAGCUGCACCGCAAGACUGGCCUUCCCGUCACCUUCUUCAAGGUUGACGUUCGUGAUGGUGACGCCAUCAACGCCGCCGUCGACUCCGUUGUCGAGAUGUACGGUGCCCCCGACGUGCUCAUCAACUCGGCCGGUAUUGCCGACUCCAACAUCAAGGCCGAGACUUACGACCCCGCCAUGUUCCGCCGCCUCAUCGACAUCAACCUGACUGGUAGCUUCCUCAUGUCGCAGGCUGUUGGCCGUGCCAUGAUGACUGCUGGCAAGCCGGGUUCCAUCAUCCUCGUCGCUAGCAUGAGCGGUAGCAUUGUCAACUACCCCCAGGAGCAGAGCUGCUACAAUGCCUCCAAGGCUGGUGUCAUCCAGUUUGGCAAGUCUAUUGCUGCCGAGUGGGCCAAGUACAACAUCCGUGUCAACUCCAUCAGCCCUGGCUACAUGGAUACUGCGCUCAACCGCGUGCCCGCCCUUGAGGCCCAGAAGAAGAUCUGGCGCUCCCUGACCCCCCAGGCUCGCCUGGGUGAGGUCGAUGACCUCAACGGUCUCUGCGUCUUCCUCGCCUCUGACGCCUCUGGCUUCGUCACCGGCGCCGACUACAAGAUCGACGGUGGCUACACUUGCUACUAA